UUUAAGGGCCUAGGGGGAGCUUGUGAUCCCGACCGUUAGAUGUAGUGUAGCGUUGCUAUGCCCCUGUCAGCUGUGGAGUAUGGUGCGGUUCGGCGCGCCUCUAGGCCGGGGCAGGGGUCUUUACCGGCUGUCUUGGCGCGGCCUGCCCCCUCGCCUACCUCUCCUAGGCUAGCUUGUGCCGGCAUCAGUCUUCAACCCUAGUUUCUCGUUACAACUACUCUAUACCUACAGUAUGAGCAAGAAAAAGAAGACUCAAACUAUCACGGGCCAGGGUUUCUCAGGCACUUCAGCCCUGAGCGCUAACGAUAUCGAGAACCUCUCGGUAGACGGUUUUGGUAAUCCUGCAGAAACCCUAUUACAAGAUAUCAACUGGAGCGGAGAAAUAGUAGCCAUGUUGGGACUGAGGUUGUCCCCAGACAAUCUCCGAGUGACCUCCAGCUCCUUGUUCCUGUUAGGCUCUCUCUUCAAGGAGAAACGAGUGUUCGUCACAAAAACUUGGACCUUUUCCGCCCCUACUUCUCUCACGAUCACCAUCCCUAACGCUAAUAUCUUUACCUUCCAGAAUGGUAACCUCUACUCCGACUACCUGGACUCCUCAGCCUGUACUUUCAGUUUCUCUCAAAACGGUUCCAUUCUAGCCUCAGACUCCCUGGCGUCCUACAACUGCAAAGGGUUUUGUUUAAGGGCCCACCUGGCCCCCAUCAGUGGAACCUUCCUCAACCUUUGGAUUACCCUUUACCCGUUCUCGAAAGAUGACCUUCUAGCUCAUUAUCCAGCAGCCUCAAACCCUGCCUUCCCUGGUUUAAAAGUGCUCGCCGUAGACAUCCCUUUCGCCCCCUUAAGCUCAGGCCCCCCUUUGAACAAGAACUGGGGUUGCCCCUUCACUCCUGCAAUCUUACUAGGGAAAGAUUUAGAAGACGACAGCUCUUUUCCUGCCAACAGAAUCCUCAUUUCGGCAAUCGCCGAAACCCUCAGGAAAGCAGUAUUCCCCGAAGUCCUCUCCUCAGCUCCUAAGCUGAGAGAACGCUACGCUGAUAUCUCAGAACAUGGUUUCUCUCAACUGAAAUCCCUCACCCUAGACUUCAUCUGGCCAGUUCCUGAGUCACCUUUCUCCGUCACUGCUUCCAGCUCAGGUAUUUGGUCCUUUCCCCUCGAAGCUGCUAGCAAGAUCCUUUACAAAUUAAAAGUUCCCUAA
Messenger RNA from Eurytemora carolleeae, 1195 nucleotides. RefSeq lists its product as uncharacterized. Bases 233 to 1195 code for a protein of 320 amino acids. The transcript has 2 exons. The record is from RefSeq and is a predicted model, not a curated record. NCBI's taxonomy places the organism in Eukaryota, Metazoa, Arthropoda, Copepoda, Calanoida, Temoridae.